Messenger RNA from Pecten maximus, 3841 nucleotides. Its product is annotated as solute carrier family 22 member 6-like. The record is from RefSeq and is a predicted model, not a curated record. Gene Ontology annotation, biological process: transmembrane transport. Gene Ontology annotation, molecular function: transmembrane transporter activity. The coding region runs from base 77 to 1768 and encodes 563 amino acids. Lineage: Eukaryota; Metazoa; Mollusca; Bivalvia; Pectinida; Pectinidae. The transcript is spliced from 7 exons. Gene Ontology annotation, cellular component: membrane.
AUCUGUGAACAGAGUCAAAUGAUGUAACAACAUGAAAAAGUGAAAUAAACUGUUACUCGUUCAACCUGCUAUUAAUAUGUCAUCGCCGUUAAGUGCCUACAUGGAGAACGUCAUUGAGGAGAGUGGAGGGUUCGGAAGAUUCCAAACACUCCUCUUCCUUGUUACCAUGCCAUCCAAGUUAGGGAUGGGGUGGAGCAUGUUGAUGAUGUCCAUAGCAGGGGCCGUCCCGCAAUGGUGGUGUAUGCAUGACCACACAUCUAGGCCCGGAAACAGUACAGAGUCGCCGAUAGAGAGAUACCAGAAUGACAGUAAUUUACAUCAAUGCACUAUUCACGGUUCCGGAAAUUCGACUGAGGAAUGUCAAACAUUUAAACUUGAUGACAGCCUUUACACCAUUGUCAAUGAGUGGGACCUGAUCUGUGAUCGCGAUGGAAUCCCGUCUACGAUCACAACCAUACAGAUGUCUGGUAUACUUGUGAGUGGACUGAUAGCAGGACAAUUCGCCGACUACUAUGGCCGUAAACCUACCUAUUUUCUAUCUAUGUUGAUUCUUCUACUGGGAAAUGUCGGGUGUGCUUUCUCGGUAAGUUGGGAGAUGUUUGCAGCAUUCCGUUUCCUGAUUGGCUUUGGACUGGGUUGUUACAUCACAGUGUUCUAUACCUAUAUGAUAGAGUUCACGCCUACCAAGUACCGGGCAAUCAUUGUAACCAUUCCUAUCUGGCCUAUGGGCCUGUGUUUAUUUGCCUUGGUCGGUUGGUGGCUGCAUGAUUGGAAAGAUCUGCAUAUUGCUAACGCUAUUUCUAUUGCUCCACUGCUGCUUUUCUGGGGCCUGGUUCCCGAGAGUUUCCGAUGGCUGGUGUCGCACGAUAGACUACCGGAGGCUGAAUCAGUCAUUAACAGAAUAGCUCGGACCAACCGUAGGCCAGCACCUGACCUUGGAGGUCUGGUCGAGAUCACAAGGUCAGAGGUCAAGGCGAAUCAAAGGCGGAUUUACAGCAUAAGAGAUCUCUUCAGUUCGUGGUUUCUUAUUAAAACCACGGUGUUGCUGGCGAUAAGUUGGUUUUGCAGUUCCUAUGUGUAUUACGCCAUAUCAUUCGGCGUUGAGAAUCUCUCCGGGGACAUCUACUUCAAUUUCUUUCUCAUCCAAGUGAUAGACAUCCCGGCUAUGGUACUAACUUACAUCCUCGUCAACCUGGUGGGUAGGAGGCCUCUAGCUGUCUUCUUCUACGCCCUGGGAGGAUUGGCAGGGCUCGCCGUGGCCGCAAUAGAAGUAUCAGAUAUCGCCGACAAGGAUACAAUGAGGACAAUAUUUGCUUUGAUAACCAAAGUAUGUGUGGUCAUAGGAUGGUCUGGCAUACAAUUACUGACCUCCGAGUCCUAUCCCACUGUCGUAAGGAACAUUGGCUAUGGGUUACAGAGUGCAGUGGCGAGGACCGGAAGUAUGCUGGCUCCCAAAAUCGUGUAUUUGAACAACGAUGUUCCGGGUAUAAUGUAUUUCCUAGCCGGAGGUUGUAUGUUACUGACAGCCAUUGCGUCUCUGUUUCUCAUGGAAACGAAAGGCAAGGUUCUGCUGGAUAAUAUAAAAAGGGAUACCAUAGUUAAAGACCCGGAAAAGGAGAGACUCAUUCCGGACACAAAUCCUAGAUUGGAUUACACAGAAAAUAAAACUAAUAUGAACGUUGAUGGUGUUGGAUUCGACGAAAACAGUUUAAUGGAUUCCAGUGAUCUCAUUAGCGCUGCAGAGAAACAAAUAGAGGCGCGUGUUUGACGAAGAUCCUAUCGACAUGUCGUUGUGUCUACCCAUUGAGUUGAUAACAGUGCAACGCUGGAUCUCAAUUUAGAACUGUAGAUUAACUUAUUUUUAUUUGUUGUCAUGAAAACUGAUUCAAAACAAAUGAUCGAGCCCUGGUAACAACGUAUGAUAUAUAUUAUAAAAUUGCCAACAGGUAAAUUUAAAAGGCGAUGUUGACAUUAGAACCCUUCGGAUUAAUUAAACAUAUUUAAUGGUGACAUUGUAAGAGGGGCAGAUGUAUAUCGAGAGAGAAGCCCUGGGAUAUAAAGUGCCCUGAAUUAGGAAAUGAUAGAGCUCCCGUUUACCAGGGAAAAUCUCGGGCUGCGGAUGUAAUGAUAGAGCUCCCGUUUACCAGGGAAAAUCUCGGCCCGGGAUGUAAUGAUAGAGCUCCCGUUUACCAGGGAAAAUCUCGGCCCGGGGAUGUAAUGAUAGAGCUCCCGUUUACCAGGGAAAAUCUCGGCCCGGGAUGUAAUGAUAGAGCUCCCGUUUACCAGGGAAAAUCUCGGGCUGCGGAUGUAAUGAUAGAGCUCCCGUUUACCAGGGAAAAUCUCGGGCUGCGGAUGUAAUGAUAGAGCUCCCGUUUACCAGGGAAAAUCUCGGCCCGGGAUGUAAUAACAGAGCUCCCGUUUACCAGGGAAAAUCUCGGGCUGCGGAUGUAAUGAUAGAGCUCCCGUUUACCAGGGAAAAUCUCGGCCCGGGAUGUAAUGAUAGAGCUCCCGUUUACCAGGGAAAAUCUCGGGCUGCGGAUGUAAUGAUAGAGCUCCCGUUUACCAGGGAAAAUCUCGGGCUGCGGAUGUAAUGAUAGAGCUCCCGUUUACCAGGGAAAAUCUCGGGCUGCGGAUGUAAUGAUAGAGCUCCCGUUUACCAGGGAAAAUCUCGGUCCGGGAUGUAAUGACAGAGCUCCCGUUUACCAGGGAAUAUCUCGGCCUGGGGAUGUAAUGAUAGAGCUCCCGUUUACCAGGGAAUAUCUCGGCCUGGGGAUGAAAUGAUAGAGCUCCCGUUUACCAGGGAAAGAGCUCCUGUUUACCAGGGAAUAUCUCGGCCUGGGGAUGUAAGGAUAGAGCUCCUGUUUACCAGGGAAUAUCUCGGCCUGGGGAUGUAAUGAUAGAGCUCCCGUUUACCAGGGAAAAUCUCGGCCUGGGGAUGUAAUGACAGAGCUCCUGUUUACCAGGGAAUAUCUCGGCCUGGGGAUGUAAUGAUAGAGCUCCCGUUUACCAGGGAAAGAGCUCCUGUUUACCAGGGAAUAUCUCGGCCUGGGGAUGUAAGGAUAGAGCUCCUCUGAGCCAGGAAAAAUCUCGGCCUGGGGAUGUAAAGAUAGAGCUCCUGUUUACCAGGGAAUAUCUCGGCCCGGGGAUGCAAAAUAGAGCUCCCGUUUACCAGGGAAAAUCUCGGCCUGGGUAUGUAAUGAUAGAGUUCCCGUUUACCAGGGAAAGAGCUCCUGUUUACCAGGGAAUAUCUCGGCCUGGGGAUGUAAAGAUAGAGCUCCCGUUUACCAGGGAAAAUCUCGGCCUGAGGACAUUUAAUUUUUUAUUAUAGAAUGAGAAAACAUUGGUUCAUAUCAAUUACCAGUAAUAUAAAGAUCGCUCCACCUGGGACAAGUUUCAUCAAUAUUCCCUAAUUUAAGGAGAUUUCUUAACUUCGAACUUUCCACAAGGAAGCAAUACAGAAUUUAAGGAAGGUUCCUCAACUUAACAUUUCCCAUUAAAUUAUGAAAUGCUUUCCUAUGGGAAUUUUAAGUUAAGGAACAUCCUUCCACACCAUUGUCAAUGGAGUUACCGUUCGUAUGUUAGAUUAUAUGUAUUUUCGUUCUUCCUUACCUGUCUUAGACAUUUGAAUGAAUAUUAAUUCCCCUCCCUUAUUUAUUGAAUCUGAACACAUAAACUGUGGCAAGGCUAAUUAUAUGUAACAAGAUUAUGUCAAGAUGACAGACGUCCUUGUCAUGUUGGUUUUCACUGUUCAUAUUGUAUAUUAUUUAUUGUUAUUGAGUAUUGUAUUGUUGUUACAUAUACCUCUCCGAAAUUGUUGUCAUUAAAUUCAUUUCUGUUCUUA